UUGUCUUUCGGCUAUCAGCGUCACCACAUGAUGCAUGAUUAACCAUCCCCUCUUUUAACGUUAUUUUCACGAAAUUGGUAAAAUAACGUUAGAAUUAGUGCACUUUUGCAUAGACGUUACCUGGUAAGAAAACAAAAAACCGCCGAGGAUUCGAACUCGGAAAAGAAAAAUCUCUAACCAAGCAGGUAACAGCAACCCAACAUUUGCUACUCCAAUUACAGGCCUGAUUAGGGCUCCAAUAGAAGGUUUCGUCUGAUGAGUUCUCUAAUUUCAGUUUCGCCGGUAAAGAUUUUGAGGCCUUGAGCAGAUAUUCGCGGGCUCAAGUAAUUAGUUUGCAGACAAAUAGAACUGUCAAACAACCACCAAAGUAGCCAACGACGUGGUUACUCCGCUAGUAUGACCCAUGAAAAAGAUCAAGCUUCAACUACCCAACCACCCCAAGCCACUGUCACUUGCCACCAAGUCGCACAACGCUCUAAUCAACCGCCACUCAACUGCCGGUGCUCACCGCGAUGUCCUCCUCCUCUACUUCACCAUGCUCAAAACCCACAUCCCCCCUGACCCUUACACAUACCCAAGUAUGCUCAAAGCUUGCACUGCUCUAAACCUCAUCUCACACGGCCUUUCUUUCCACCAACAUGUCGUCGUUAACGGGUACUCAUCCGAUGCCUACAUCGCUGCUUCGUUAAUCAACUUCUAUGCGAAAUUCGGGUAUGCAGAUGUUGCAUGCAAGGUGUUCGAUAUAAUGCCUGAGAGAAAUGUUGUCCCCUGGACUACGAUUAUCGGGUGUUACACUCGGUCAGGGGAUGUGAAUACCGCGUUUCGUAUGUAUAAACAGAUGCAGUAUGAAGGAAUUAAACCGAGUUCGGUCACUGUAUUAACCAUGGUUUCUGGAGUUUCGGAAUAUACCCAUGUUCAAUCUUUUCAUGCUUCUUCGAUCCAAUAUGGUUUCGUUUGUGAUUUGGCUUUAGCAAACAGUAUUCUAAAUUCAUACGGAAAAUGUCGGAGAGUCUCGGAUGCUAGUAACUUGUUUGAAUCAAUGGAUAAACGAGAUAUUGUCUCUUGGAAUUCAUUGGUUUCUGCUUAUGCUAACAUUGAUAACGUUAGAGAGAUCUCACAACUUAUAUCCAGGAUGUAUUUAAGUGAAUUGGAGCCUGAUCAACAGACGUUCGGGUCCUUGAUCUCCGCUGUUACACGACAAGUGGGCCCACGCAUUGCAAAGCUGGUGCACGGGAAAGUAGUAAGUAAUGGAUUCGAAGUGGAUCUACAAGUUAAAACACUACUUAUAACCAUGUAUCUCAAGUUUAAAGAUCUUACAACCGCUUAUCGACUAUUUGAAUCAACUCCAGAUAAAGACAUGAUCUUAUGGACCGCAAUGAUCUCUGGCCUUUUGCAGAACGAAGGUCCAGAUAAAUCUUUAUCAUUAUUUCAUAAAAUGAUAAUUUCCAACGUGAUCCCAUCUACGACAACCGUAGCUUGUGCACUUGCAGCGUGUGCCCAUUUGGGUUCGUUUCUUGCCGGAACGUCAAUUCAUGGUUACAUAUUAAGACAGCAAAUCCCAGUAGAUAUUCCCACUCAAAACUCUCUCAUUACGAUGUAUGCAAAAUGUGGCCAGCUUGAUAAAAGCUGUGUUGUUUUUGAAUCAAUGAAUUGUAAAGAUGUUGUGACGUGGAACGCGAUGGUUUCCGGGCACGCGCAAAACGGUCAAUUACCUAAUGCGUUAUAUGUAUUCAACGAGAUGAGAAAAUCGUUUGAGAAACCAGACGCGGUAACGGUAGUAUCUCUUCUUCAAGCUUGUGCGUCCAUCGGAGCUCAUCAUCAAGGAAAGUGGAUACACAAUUUCAUCAUUAGAAAUUCUCUCGAAUCAUCCCUAUUAAUCGAUACAGCUUUAAUCGAUAUGUAUUUCAAAUGUGGAAACAUAGACAGUGCUAGAAAGUGCUUUGACCGAAUGUCAAAGCAUGACGUGGUGACGUGGGGCACGAUGAUCGGUGGAUACGGUAGUCACGGUAAAGGGGAGGAUGCAUUAAACAUGUUCAUCGAGUUCUUGCAAUCGGGGCUAGAACCGAAUCAUGUUAUCUUCUUAUCGGUUUUAUAUUCUUGCAGUCACAGCGGGCUUGUUGACGAAGGUCUUACCCUUUUCGAUACAAUGAAGAAGCGUUACAAAAUCGAGCCAAAACUCGAGCAUUGUGCAUGCGUUGUCGAUCUUCUUUGUCGAGCUGGAAGGAUAAAAGACGCGUAUGAUUUCUAUAAGAAGACAUUUUCAGAACCGGUUGUUGAUGUUUUAGGGAUUCUUCUAGAUGCUUGCAGGAGUAAAGGUUAUAAGGAACUUGGAGACGUUAUUGCAAGUGAAAUACACAGUUUAAAACCCGAAGAUGCUGGAAAUUUGGUGCAGUUGGUUCAUAAUUAUGCGUCAAGUGCUGAAUGGGAUGGUGUCGGUGAGGCGUGGGUGCAAAUGAGGUCGCUUGGGUUGAAAAAGAUUCCGGCGUGGAGUUUUAUUGAAAUAAAUGGGAAUAUUACGACAUUUUUUAAGGACCAUAGUUCACAUCCUGAAUAUGAUGACAUAGUAAUGUGUUUAAAAUCGAUGAUUAUGCAUUUGAAACCUGGAAAAUCGGUUGCGGAUUCUUUAGAAUGUCAAGAUCCUUGAGUAAUAAGGUGCAAACAAAUACACAUACAUCUAUAUCUAUACUAUUAUAUAAUAUAGAUUGGAGAGGGAUCUGCAUUCAAUGAAGAUGGUGUUUUGGACAUUGACACCACAAUUUCGUCAGAUUAUGGAAUUGCAGUUACACCACACACUCCAUUUGGUGGCUCAUUGGCUAAUACAGAGAGUCGCAAUGGGCUAGUUGAUGGAAGGCCUUACCCUUUUCAAGACUAUGAAGAAUCUUUAUAAAAAUCGAGCCGAAACUCAAACAUUGUUGAUCUUCUUUUUCGAGCCAGAAGGAUUACAGAUGCAUAGGAAUUCUACAAGAAAACGUUUAUGGAAUCGGUGUUGAUGUUUUAGGGAUUCUUCUAGAUGCUUGCAGGAGUGAAAAUCGACCUAAGGCGCAGCUGAGGCGCACGCUUUUUGUACAUGGGGUGUUUUUAUGCUUCUGAGUGUUGUACAACAGGCUUUUUAUGUUGUACAUUUAUGUUUUUUUCCAUUUUAAAACGUAUAUAAAGCUUAAUUAUAGCUAAA
Molecule: messenger RNA, 3172 nt
Organism: Helianthus annuus (common sunflower)
Lineage: Eukaryota; Viridiplantae; Streptophyta; Magnoliopsida; Asterales; Asteraceae
Product: pentatricopeptide repeat-containing protein At4g04370
Exons: 4
Coding region: 404-2644 (746 amino acids)
Biological process (GO): RNA modification
Molecular function (GO): RNA binding; protein binding
Source: RefSeq, a predicted model, not a curated record